Molecule: messenger RNA, 4084 nt
Organism: Manduca sexta (tobacco hornworm)
Lineage: Eukaryota; Metazoa; Arthropoda; Insecta; Lepidoptera; Sphingidae
Exons: 2
Coding region: 375-3047 (890 amino acids)
Biological process (GO): proteolysis; DNA integration
Molecular function (GO): nucleic acid binding; aspartic-type endopeptidase activity
Source: RefSeq, a predicted model, not a curated record
CAUUCCCCAUAACAUGCUGGACCUUCGAGCCGAACAUUAUUAAUCGCAAGAACCGUCGUCGAACCGAACAAUUCAAGAAACAAGACUGCCAAGUAUCAAAAAGCCGUCAUCGAGCCGCCCGAUCACCUUCACAGCCAUACAUACGGCCGGCCACCCAUCCCAUCACCUAUACCCGAUCAGCUUUGCUUCAUACUAAUCGCAACAAUUAAAUUGAUUCCAGCGGUAUUUCCGGGUUCGGGUUGCCGAGUGAUCGCAGCAGCAGCUCGAGACGCGGUGUGUUUGCUGAGCUACGAGUGCGCAUCGUGAGACGCAACCAGGAAUUAUCAACUCGCUCACUGUAAGAACUUUGCAUUAUCCUUACUUAGGCCGCCACAAUGGUAUUGUCCGGUGAAUCACCCCAAAAAUCUACUGAUACUUAUGACGCCAUACCCCGGGAACUCAUUAGAAAGCGUGGUGUUCUAAAGGGCAGGUUGACUAAAUUCACUAAAUUCGUAAACUCAUUAGACUCAAGUGUCGCAUUAACGGAUCAAAAGCGCGAGGACCUAAAGUUGCGUAUUCAAGGUGCCGCGAACUUAUUUUGUGAAUUCAACUCUGUUCAGUCUAGGAUAGAGGAAUGUGCACCUGAAUCAGACAUAGAUGAACAGCUAACACUUAGGGAGUCAUUUGAAGACAUUUAUUACAAUACCGUAGCUAUAGCCGAAUGUGCGUACAAUUUUAAAAGUGAACCCAUUAUUAAUCAUGACGAGGGUAACAAUACCAAGCACACAAACUCACACAUCAAAAUGCCCACAAUUCGCACGCCUACCUUUGAUGGUUCAUGUGAGGACUGGCUCGAGUACCGCGAUACAUUCGUGUCUCUAGUUCACAGUUCCAAAGAUAUUAGCGACAUUCAAAAGUUCCAUUAUCUUAGAUCAUCAUUAAAGGGCAGUGCAGCAUUAGUUAUCAAUUCAGUACAGUUUUCUAGUGACAACUACAAUGUUGCCUGGGAGUUACUAUUGAACCGAUUUAACAAUAGCAGGUUACUUACACAGAGUCAUGUAAAAUCACUAUUUACUAUGAAUGUAUUGAACAAAGAGUCACCCGUCUUAAUUAAAACACUCAUUGACAAUGUUCUCAAAAAUUUACGCGCCUUAAGCAUAUUAGGUGAGCCCACAGAACACUGGGAUACUCUAUUAAUAUAUUUAAUUGUUUCUAAGCUUGACAUAACCACUGAACGUGAGUGGGAGCAGAAAAAAGGUGAUUUAUUGUCUAGUAAAAGUGACUCAAAAUUAAAUAUUCAAGAUUUAAUUAAUUUCUUAAAAAACAGAGCAGACAUGUUAGAAUCAUUACAGCUUUCUCAUGGUAAGCAGAGCAAUUAUAAAGUUAUUAUGCACAAUAACAAUAAAAUUCAUGCUCAUGUUACAAACACCAAGCCGCAGCAGUAUUGCAGUUAUAAUCAACACAAGAAACUUUGUUUAGCAUGCAACUCUAAUCAUCCUAUUUAUUCUUGCCAAAAAUUUCAUAAUUUAAAUUUAGAAUCAAAGUUGUCAUUAAUUAAGAAAAACAAUUUAUGUAUUAACUGUCUGCGCUCCGGGUACACUGUCAACAACUGCAAACUUGGGUCAUGUAGGCUAUGCAACAAGAAACACAACACACUAGUACACAAUAGCGAUGAGUCUACACAAUCUGUUUCCAAUCAUUUAAAGCAACCUGCUGCCACAUUUUCACAAGUUACAGACACACACAAUACUGACAAUUCUAUACAAACAAUACAAGCCAACAAGGCACACAUUGAAUAUGAUAAACACACUACAUAUUCAUCCAGCAACCAACCAGUUUUGCUGUCAAUAGCAGAAAUAAGUGUAGCUGAUUCACAAAACAUUUACUACAAAGCGCAUGCCUUACUCGAUAGUGGCAGUCAGCGCUCUUUCAUCACACAAUCUUUAUGCAACAAACUUAAUAUACCAUUAAUACAGUCCACUCAAGAAAUUAGAGGAGUUGGGAACUCGGUGAUACACUCAACACAGUCCUGUCAAAUAAAAUUCAAAUCACACAAUCAUCAAUUCUCCACACAAAUACAAUGUUUUGUUCUGCCCAACAUUACAUCUACACUACCAGCAAUUACAUGUGCACGGUCUAUUGACAUACCCAACAAUAUUCAGUUGGCCAAUCCAGAAUUCUAUAAAUGUCACAAGAUAGACUUAUUGUUAGGCGCAGACUUAUUCUGGGACCUAUUAAAAACUGAUAGGAUAAGAUUGUCCAGCGGUCCCAUCUUACAAGACACACAUCUAGGCUGGAUUAUAUCAGGCCCAGUAAAAAAUUAUUUACAAAAUAAUCACAUAAAUUGUAACUUUUCACAGUCCAUUGAAACACAUUUAAGACAAUUUUGGGAGCUGGAGGAGCUUCCCAGGUCAGGUGCUGAUAAGUUUACUCCAGAGGAACGUGCGUGCGAGGAGCUUUACGUCAAAACUACAACGCGUGGUGAUGAUGGAAGGUUCUCUGUACGUAUUCCUUUAAAAUUAUCAGCUGACAAGUUAGGCGAAACAUUUUGCACAGCUAAGAAACGUUUUUUAUCAUUAGAAAAACGUUUAGAGCGCGAUCCUAAUUACAAAAAAUUGUACACAGAAUUCAUAAACGAAUACAUUAGUCUAGGGCACAUGACUCGUGUAGAGAAAUACGGAAAUGAUCAUUAUUUCAUGCCGCAUCACGGCGUAUUACGCGAACACAGUACCACCACUAAGCUGCGUGUAGUAUUUGAUGCCAGUUGUCCUUCCAGCACCGGCAUCUCAUUGAAUGACUUGCAAAUGGUAGGACCACCCAUUCAGGGAGAUUUAGUAUCCAUUUUAAUACGUUUUCGACAACACAAGUACGUUGCUUGCGCAGAUGUCGAGAAAAUGUACCGGCAGUGUUUAGUUGAUAACGAUCAACGCGACCUGCAACUUAUUUUAUGGCGAAAUCAUUCAUCAGAGCCGUUAAACAUUUAUCGUUUAAAUACAGUCACUUACGGAACCGCGUCCGCGCCGUUUCUUAGAAGGGCCCUUAUUCUGUAUGAUAGUGUAAACGCGUAACGCGGCCGUGUCAUGUUAUCUUCGAGAAAUGUGUGUGGAAUGGUAUUCUGUAAGCCAAAUUUCUAUAGUCCUAAACAUGAUGCGUUGUGUUACGUGCUUGUUACACACUGUCAAAAUAACGUGCGGGAUAGAGAAUAAGGCCCCUGUAGAUGUCUAAAGCAGCUCGCAUGCGAAAAUAAAGAUCCUGAAAUUAAGCGCGUCAUAAAUCAGGAUUUUUAUGUAGACGACAUGAUCACGGGACAUGAUAACAAAGAAACUUUGUUAAAUAAUUGUUUGGCAAUUUCUAAGCUACUACAGUCUGGUUGUUUUCCACUACGCAAGUGGAUGUACAAUUUUGAUUGCAAUACAACAGAAGUAGAUUUAGACUUAUCAAGUCAUUUGAAAUCAUUAACAUUAGGCGAAAAUGUCAAUGCAAAAACCUUAGGUAUAGGUUGGCAUAACUCAAGUGAUGAGUUCUAUUUUAAUUCACAUUAUAUUAACACUGAGCAAAAGAUUACAAAGCGCUACAUUAUAUCCAUAAUAUCACAAAUUUUUGAUCCACUAGGCCUACUUAGCCCGUUGAUUAUUACUGCCAAGAUAAUGCUUCAGAAAUUAUGGUUACUAAAGUUAGAUUGGGAUGACGAGUUACCCAAUGAUGUUACUCAAGUAUGGCAUAGGUUUGCUAGUUCUUUGCCUAUGCUAAACACCAUAAAGAUACCACGACAUGUAGUAAGUUCUAAUCCCAGUUAUAUUGAAUUGCAUAUAUUUACAGACGCUUCAGAAGCGGCAUACGGCGCAUGUGUCUAUGUACGCACCGUUAACACCGAUUCAACUGUAUCAUGCAAUUUACUAUGUUCUAAAAGCAAGGUUGCUCCUUUAAAACCAGUGAGUAUACCUAGACUAGAAUUGUGUGGGGCCUUACUCGGGGCUAGACUUUAUGACAAGGUACGCGAAUCAUUACACACCGAAUUUCGAAAUGUAGUAUUUUGGUGUGACUCCACAAUAGUAUUAGGAUGGUUGCGUAUGACCCCUAAUUUAUUAAAGACAUUUGUUCAAAA